Molecule: messenger RNA, 944 nt
Organism: Effrenium voratum
Lineage: Eukaryota; Dinophyceae; Suessiales; Symbiodiniaceae
Source: the annotation of a GenBank genome assembly
AGGGCUGCGUGGGCUCAAGAUCGGAGACCGAGCUUCGAGUGCGGCGGGGGUGGCAAAUGGAGCCUCGAGACAGGAGGCUGACGCGCAUCGGCCUCACAGGAGUGCUGGCGCUGGCGCUGGGGGGAUUUCUGAGCCUGGCCUUCGCAGGAGGCAGUCAACAUGGCUUGAAGCCUCUGGAGGAGACUCUCUGGUGACGAGGCAAGCGCGAGGGCCGAAAGUGGUGACUCGGAGGGGGCCGAGCCCGUACUACAGCAACGAGGACCGCGAGCGCCUGGCGCGGGACAGGAAGGAGAAGCGGGACUUCGCGCGGGGCCACACCAAGGUGGACCAGAGCCACGUGCCCUCCGCGGACCUCGAGAAGCUGCCGCCCCUGGAGGAGAUCUACAGCAGGGAAUACUCCGGGGACGCUGAUGCGGAUCCGAUUGGCGGUCGCAAAAGGUACCUCUACCUGGUCAUGUUCAAGCAGCCCGCGAUGACGACCGCAGUGGCCAUGAAGCAAGUCAUCGCGGGGUACUGGUACUUUCUGUCGAAGCAGAUGUCCUGCAAGGACAUCCAGAUCAGGCCCAGGAAGGCCGAAAACGGGAAUACCGUCACAGAGCUGGAGUAUGAGAUGAAAGAGUACGGCGAGAUUCCGAGAGAGACGGGCAAGAAGGAGAAGUACGGCAAGGCCGUCAUGAUGGAGUUCAAGUUCAAGGCUCCCGUUUCAGCCACGCAGUACAUCCAGAAAAAGCUCUACAACGACAACAAUGUCCUGAGGUUCAUGGCCCUCUCGCUGACCCGAAGCUUCGCCCACGUCGGCGAGGACAACGAGCUGCUCCUCUGAGGCUGAGACGCGCGCCCAGGAACUUCUCACUUUUUUCGCGGCCGCGAGUUCGCUUCCGGUGGAGUUCUCUGCUGGCUUGGAGCCAACACAUGGGCUAUGCAAAGGCAAACAAAUGGAGUAC